Dimorphilus gyrociliatus is the source of this 1996-nucleotide messenger RNA. NCBI's taxonomy places the organism in Eukaryota, Metazoa, Annelida, Polychaeta, Dinophilidae. The record is from the annotation of a GenBank genome assembly.
GAUGGGAGCUGAAACGUCGAGUUUAGAUACCGGUCAGGAUAAGGAAUUGGUUGGAAAUAGCCCAACGCAAAGAAAUUGGCGAGGAAUUUUAAUUGCUCUACUUGUUAUCCUUGUUGUGAGUUCUUUGAUUGUCAUUGCCGUAAUCUUAGUCACUCCGAAUACUAGAAAUGAAAAACAGGGAGCACCUUUUACUUUCGACGACUUUAUCAAUAAUCGUCUACCUGUUGAAACUUAUGAUGUACAAUGGAUAGGUAAGGAAAUAUUACUGAAAACCAAAGCUCAUUGGUUUUCUCCGAAUGGAAAACAAAUUCUCUAUUUAAAAUUUGAUGACUCCAACGUUUCUCUUUAUAGCUAUACUCUAUAUGAUGAAAAUAUUGGCGAAAGACAAGUUAAUAUUCGAUAUCCUAAGGCUAUGGAAAAUCGAAGUUCUGUCAAUCCAAUCGUUGAAGUUCGCGUUGUCGAUACAUCCAAUCGAGGAGCGCAGAUGUUAUUUAAACCUCCUGAUGAAUUUAGAAAUCAACAAUAUUAUGUGACAAACGCUAAAUGGCUAGAUGACUCAAAUAUCUUGGUGUUUUGGUUAAAUCGCUUACAAAAUCAAGCUAUUCAUACAGUCUAUUCUAUUGACUCUCCGAAACCGACUGUUGUCUUUCACGAAAAAGCAGUCAAAGGAUGGUUAACUAUGUCUGAGGCAUAUCCCUUGCCAAAUAAGAAGAGCUAUUUGACCAUAAUUUCGAAAAAAGAAAGCGAUAACGAAGCAUGGAAUAAUCUUGUUCCAACCAAUCUCGUUGAUAAUAUACCAACUUUUAUUACUACUGAAAAAUGGGAUAAAAAAGCUAUAUUAGCCAUCAAUAAAGAAUCAAUGUCAAUUUUCUAUUUGGGAAAUAAUGAUGAUCCGCGAAAAAUGCAUAUAUUUAAAGUAAAACUUGACGAAGUUACUAGUACUGGUUUCUCUCCAGUGUGUAUUACCUGCAAUAAAUCAGAGGAGUGCGAUUAUUAUACUGCUGAAUUCUCGAGAAACGGUUUAUAUUAUAUAGAAAAAUGUGCUGGUCCUGGUAUUCCAUACUAUACUCUUAAGAGUACGGUUGAUGAUAGAAAUAUUAACUUACAAGACAACGCUCAAUUAAAAUCAAUGGUACAAACAAAAGCUUGGCCAAAGAAAGAAUAUCACAAGAUUCUAAUAGAAAGAGAAGGAGAAGAACCAUAUUCUGUGUAUGCAUCCGUAUUACUACCACCGCAACUUAACAAGAAACACGUUACGAAAUAUCCUUUAUUAGUUUAUACCUAUGGUGGACCAAAUACUCAAUUGGUAAAGGAAAGAUUUCAAAUCGGAUGGGAAACUUAUCUCAGCAGUAGUGAGAAUACUAUAUACAUUGAAAUUGAUGGUCGAGGUGCUUCGGGUAGAGGACAGAAAUAUUCGAGAAGUCUUUACAAGAAGUUGGGUACUUUAGAAGUGCAGGAUCAAAUAUCAGUUACAGAAUUUUUUUGUAAAAAGUAUCCGUUUAUUGACUCUGAUAGAAUAGCCAUCUGGGGUUGGUCCUAUGGCGGUUUCGUGACAAUCCAUGCAUUAGGAGACGAGAAAUCUGAUAUUUUCAAAUGUGGUAUUGCCGUAGCUCCAGUAAUAGAUUGGCGAUACUACGAUACAACCUACUCCGAGAGAUAUCUUGGUUUAUAUAAGAACAAUAGAGAUGUUUAUUCAAUUGCCAGUGCACUUCCCAAAGCAAAAAACUUUAAAGAAAAGAAAUUUUUGAUAAUACAUGGGACAGCUGAUGAUAAUGUUCAUUUUAUACAUACUGCCAAAUUCAUGAAAGCUCUCACCAAUGCCGAAAUAACUUACAAUGCACAAAUUUAUCCAGAUAAAAACCAUUUGAUAUCCGGUCCACAUACAACAAAGCAUUUAUAUCAAACAAUGACGAAAUUUCUUAAAGAAAACUGUUGGAAUGGUGCUGAACCGGAAGAAUUCAAUCCUGAGAACAGUGUGAAGAAAAUAGACAGCUAA